This is a messenger RNA of Pelobates cultripes (western spadefoot toad), 1050 nucleotides long. The record is from the annotation of a GenBank genome assembly. Lineage: Eukaryota; Metazoa; Chordata; Amphibia; Anura; Pelobatidae.
AUGCUGGCCACAUUCAACACCGUUAUGCAGGAACAUCUGAAAAGAAUAAAAAAUAAGGAAAUUUUCCAACAUUAUUUGGGGAAAGACAUUCAAAACAAACUCAUCAGCCUUAUAGCGAAAGAAAUCACAAAACACAUUCUGCAGUUGUUGAAAAAUGCAAAGUAUUAUUCUAUAAUACUUGAUUGCACACCAGACAUUACUUUAAUUGAACAAAUGACUAUAAUUGUUCGAUUUGUGUCCAUCAAGGAAGGCGAGUCUCCAACUGCUGAACCAGAGCUCUGUAUAGAUGAAAAAUUUCUAGGUUUCAUCCAAAUCCUAAGUUCAACUGGAGAAGGUUUAACUGAGGCAAUUUUGUCUGAACUUGAAAAACUUAAGAUCCCAGUUGGUGAUAUGAGAGGACAAGGAUACGAUAAUGGAUCCAAUUUGAAGGGCAAACACCAAAGUGUUCAGAAAAGAAUCCUGGAUUUAAACCCGCGUGCCUUUUAUAUUCCCUGCAGCGCUCAUACAUUAAAUCUUGUUGUGAAUGAUGCAGCCAUGUCAUGCUGGGAUGCUGCAUCCUUCUUUUCUAUUGUACAGAAAAUCUAUGUGUUUUUGUCAGGAUCCACAGUUCGGUGGAAUGUCUUGAAGAAGCACAUUGGCAGACUUACGCUAAAACCUUUGUCUGACACCAGAUGGCCUUCAAGAAUAGAUGCUAUUCGUCCAUUUAGGUUCCAGGUUGGAGAAAUUUUUGAUUCACUCUCUGAAAUUUUGAGAGAGAACUCUCACACGGCAAUGGCACAGUCUGAUGCUGAAUGUCUUUCAAAAGAACUGAAUAACUUUACAUUUUUGUGUCUUAUUGUGUUGUGGUACAACAUCUUAAAUAGAAUAAACUUUGUUAGCAAACAAAGUAGAAGUAUGUAUCUUCCAGAUGUUGUAGAUAUCCUGAAAUCCACAACCACUUUUUUGGAGAAUUAUCGUUCUGAUAAAGGGGUUGAAGAUUUAGAGGCAAAAAACCUAUCAUUAGAAAUGGAAAUAGAUCCUGUGUUUCCUCCUUUUGUGCGACAAAUUUAA